Zingiber officinale is the source of this 2402-nucleotide messenger RNA. Its product is annotated as histone deacetylase 19-like. The record is from RefSeq and is a predicted model, not a curated record. The transcript is spliced from 5 exons. Gene Ontology annotation, molecular function: histone deacetylase activity. The coding region runs from base 92 to 1327 and encodes 411 amino acids. NCBI's taxonomy places the organism in Eukaryota, Viridiplantae, Streptophyta, Magnoliopsida, Zingiberales, Zingiberaceae.
UGCUCUCUUUCCUUCGCUCUUCGCCUCUUCCUCUCCUUCGCCCUUUUUCUCUCGCCGGCGACGUUGACUUCGCCGAGUGCCGUUGAAAAUUAUGGCAGACGCAGGGAAGCGGCGGGUGUGCUACUACUACGAGCCGGAGAUAGGGAAUUACUACUACGGGCAGGGGAACGCGAUGAAGCCUCACCGGGUCCGGAUGACCCACUCCCUCCUUGAGGGAUACGGCCUCCUCCACCGGAUGCGGGUCCUUCGCCCCAUUCCGGCCAGCAACCGAGACCUCCUCCGCUUCCACUCCGACGACUACAUCGCCUUCCUCCGCUCCGCCACCCCCGAUCGGCACCUCGACGCUGACAUCCUCCGCCGAUUUAACAUGUCCGAUGACUGCCCCGUAUUCUACGGCCUCUUCGACUACUGCCAGUCCUACGCUGGCGCUUCUGUUUGCGCCGCCAGGGAACUCAACCGCGGCCGCGCCGACAUCGCCAUCAAUUGGUCCGGCGGCCUCCACCACGCGAAGCGCAGCGAAGCUUCGGGAUUUUGCUAUGUCAACGACAUCGUCCUCGCCAUCCUCAAGCUCCUCGAGGUCCACAAGCGAGUUCUCUAUGUGGACAUUGAUAUCCACCAUGGAGAUGGGGUGGAGGAGGCUUUCUACUUAACUGAUCGAGUGAUGACAGUUUCUUUCCAUAAGUUCGGUGAUUAUUUUCCUGGCACAGGGCACAUAGGUGAUAUUGGAUAUGGCAAAGGACAACAUUAUGCUAUAAAUGUGCCUUUGGAUGAAGGAAUUGAUGAUGAGAGCUACCAUUAUGUAUUCAAACCUAUCAUGGAGAAAGUUAUGGAAGCUUUCAGGCCUGAUGCCGUAGUACUUCAAUGUGGUGCUGACUCCUUAUCCGGAGAUAGAUUGGGCUGCUUCAACCUCUCUAUUAAGGGUCAUUCAGACUGUAUAAGAUACAUGAGAUCUUUUAAUGUGCCACUCUUGUUGCUUGGUGGCGGCGGGUAUACCUUACGCAAUGUCGCUCGUUGUUGGUGCUAUGAGACAGGGGUUGCAUUGGGAGUUGAAUUAGAUGAUGAGAUGCCUGAUCAUGAAUAUAUAGGAUAUUUUGGCCCAGAGUUCACUAUUCAUGCUGUCCCAAGUAAUAUGGAAAAUAAGAAUUCACGCAGGUCUUUGGAUGCUACAAAAGUGAAGUUACUAGAAACUCUUUCCAGUCUUCAACAUGCUCCAAGUGUUCAAUUCCAUGAACAACCAACUAGCAUGGAUACCGAUCAGGAUGACGAUUAUCAAGAGGAUGCAAAUGAUGAUCAUCACAUGGACAGGGACGGGUGGCCUCACUCUUGAGAGGUCAUACAUGCUGCUACAGGAUUUUAGUCCUCGAAAUUAAAACUUCAACUAAUGUUCAGAUAUACAGGAAGCCUAGUUGCUCACACUGUAAAUGCUUUGCAUUUUCUGUUUGUGUUUGGGUAGCACAAAAGGAUCAAAGAACAAAUUUCUUCUUUUUUGUACGCUUCAAUUAAUAUAUAUAUAUAAAGUAUUUCAUUGGCUAAAAUCUUAGGCAAUGUAGUGAAAAAACAGAAUUUUGAAGCAUCAUUUUCUGUUUCAAGAAUGAAUAAUAGUACAUGUUUGAUCAUAGUUGUUUCCUUUGACAUAGUUAUUCUCAACUAGAUCCACCAAGUGAUGUAAGCAUCUCUAAUAAUAUUUUUUUUAUAUGAAUGUCGUGCAAGUAUUAUAGUAGUAAAGAAGGCGAAGAGGCGUGUGGUUACCAAAAAGGCAUCUGAAAUCUGCAAAUCGUGCUCACCAUUCUCAAACUCCUUGAGGUGAACUCUCCUUCUCUGUUCCUUGCUUCCUGUAAAAAUAUCUUUAAUUUCCUUCGUUAUUAGACGUAUUUACUUGUUUUUUGUAACAUUAGUUUUAUCAUAUCCAAUACCCUCCAUCAUCCUUUCCCUUUCCCUUUCUCGCCUUUUCGCCCCUCAAUCAAGCAGGUAUCCUGGCGAAGCAUCAUCUCAUGGUCAAGAAAGAAGGGGAUUUUACUGCUUCAACUCUUUACCAAACAUCAAUGGUUCUGAGGGACUGGAUUUGUCCAUUGGCCCCAAGCCACGGGAUUAUGGUGGCAGCAGUUCAUUGUACUCUUCUCUCCAAUGCUGUGGCAUAGAUGUUGUAACUCGAGAUGGAGGAUCAAUCAAAGAAGAAAGAAAAAGCACAAGAAAUUACCGUAAAUAGCCAUAUGGUUGUCACCGGACCUAAGUUAAGUGCUUCCCAUUGUUUCUUUGUAUGGUUAAGCAAAUGGUAAUUGUGAUCAUGCCAAAAUCAGAACUGAAAGUUUAAGAGUAUCUUGCUUUAGUUAUUCUCCUUAUCUGUGCUAGUUCUUUGGCAGUUAACUUGACAUUAUCAUCUGGAAAUUUACCGAUGUCGAUCC